This is a messenger RNA of Nannochloropsis gaditana CCMP526, 241 nucleotides long. RefSeq lists its product as uncharacterized. The annotation marks the transcript as partial. The record is from RefSeq and is a predicted model, not a curated record. The transcript has a single exon.
CCUCAACCACCUUUCAUUGGUAAAAGUUCAAUAUUUUGAUGCUCUCAGCAUUCUUCUUUUCCGGGCGCCAGGUCUUUGCGGGCAAAUUUUUCUUCAUCAAAAAAUGAAGCUUGCACUUGCCGACCACCAAAAAAGCGACCGUUCAUGGCCACAUACGCCUUUACCGCGCUUUCCUGACGUUCAAAAGCAACGAAAGUUCGAACACGUUCCUCUUCAGGGUAUGAAUUAUCAUUUACCUUAA